AUACAUGUAAUUCUAUCCGGUUAUUUAUUUAUUUAAACUUAAGUAGUUGCGAUCGUACUAGUACGAUCUGAAAUACCGACGUUUAAAAAAGUAUAAUUUAUUAUAAACACAUAAUUCUUAUAAUAACAAGAAAGGAUAUUACGGUAUUGUAAAGUAAUUAAUUUAAUAAACUAGAAAUACUUUACUAGCAGCAUUUGUAUCCAUUUUUUAAUUUUAUAUCGAUGCGCGCUUUGAGAACAAUCGCCAUCUGACGGUGAUGAAAUUGGCGGCAGUGAAACAAACGUGUGUGUAUAUAACAACAUAACCUCGAAAACACAAAAAAAUUAUAACCUACAAAAUUGUUAUGGAUUACAUUUAGAAUGGAAUAAAACUUUGCAACAUGUACAAUAAAUAAUAUAAGAAAACCAAAUAAUAGUAUUGUAUAAAAGAACGUUAUUUCAAAGGGACUACUGUGUAAAUUUUACUGUAUUUCUGUAUUGACAUUGAACCGCAUUAAAGUAUCAUACCCAAAUAAUUUGUUUAAACUGUUAUUUAUAUUAGACAAAAAUGGCGCGAAAUGCAGAAAAGGCUAUGACCACGCUCGCUCGAUGGAGAGCAGCACAAAGCAACGAAGGAGCUAGAAAAGAACAAGAAAGAAGACCAUACUUAGCUUCUGAAUGCAGAGACUUACGGAAGGCAGAGAAGUGGAGGAUGCAGAUAAUCAGAGAAAUCGCUAAGAAAGUUGCACAGAUACAAAAUGCCGGUCUUGGAGAGUUUCGUAUCCGAGACUUGAACGAUGAAAUUAAUAAAUUAUUAAGAGAAAAACGGCAUUGGGAGGCUCAAAUAAAGGAAUUGGGUGGUCCUGAUUACUCCAGAGUUGGACCGCGUAUGUUAGACCAUGAAGGUCGUGAGGUACCUGGAAAUCGUGGUUACAAGUAUUUUGGAGCAGCAAAGGAGUUACCAGGAGUCAGAGAAUUAUUCGAACAAGAACCACCGCCUCCUCCACGUAAAACACGUGCGGAGUUGAUGAAAGACAUCGACGCUGAUUACUAUGGUUACAGAGAUGACGACGAUGGAAUUUUACUACCUUUAGAACAGAAAGCCGAACAAGAAGCAAGACAAAAAGCAGUAGAGGAAUGGCUAGCGGAGAACGAAAAGAAAUCAGAGGAGGAAGACGAAGAAAUCGAAACAACCGCUCAGAAAGCGAUACCCUCUCAGCAAGAUAUUCAGGAAGCGUUACUCGUAAGAAAAAAGCAAGAACUAUUAGAGAAAUAUGUACUUUGACAGAUUUUAUUCCUUUUUCAUUUUUCUUUUGUAUGCCUUCGAUAACAACUAUUUGUAAGUUUAUUUGUUUAAUUGUAUUAGAGUACACUUUUAUAAAACGCGACAGAUAUAAUAAUUAUUAUUAUUAAUUUAUAAGUAAUAACAUUGAUUAAUGUAAUUAUUUUGUGCAGUAGACGUUCAAACUUCAAUUAAUACUUAUUCGAGAAAGAGUGCUGUAGAUAAAAUAUAGAUAAAAAUCCAACGGUAGUCUGUUUAUAAUCCUCGCGAUCCUUACUCUUCUUUUUAUUUUUUCUUCUCUUUUCUCAUUUUUCUUUUGCGAUAAUAAGCACCGAACACUCGAGAAAGCGACACAAUAGAAUAGAACAUCAGAGAAUAAGACAGUAUGAAUUUGUGAGAAUAUCUUCGCUGUGUAUACAGAUGUAUAUUCGUACUUGCCAAAUGUUAUAUAUUAAAUCGCUGCAUAUCAAAUCUAACAGAUUAAACGAAAGAGAAAAUUAA
Osmia bicornis bicornis is the source of this 1761-nucleotide messenger RNA. RefSeq names its product pre-mRNA-splicing factor ISY1 homolog. Bases 547 to 1263 code for a protein of 238 amino acids. The record is from RefSeq and is a predicted model, not a curated record. Gene Ontology annotation, cellular component: post-spliceosomal complex; Prp19 complex; catalytic step 2 spliceosome. Lineage: Eukaryota; Metazoa; Arthropoda; Insecta; Hymenoptera; Megachilidae. Gene Ontology annotation, biological process: mRNA 3'-splice site recognition; generation of catalytic spliceosome for second transesterification step. The transcript is spliced from 4 exons.